AUCUUCUCCCCCAUGCCGGAAGCUCAACAAAAACAGGCAAUGGGCAACGCAUAGGCAUAGCUUGGCUCGCACGGUGUCGCUGGCUCCCCUCCCCUUCCCUCCCCACUGUUACAUCCAGCGAGCUGUUCACGGCCGUGCCGAGCUCAGUGAGGCAGCGUUUGCGAGUCCGGGACGAGGGGAGCGGCGGGCGACAUGGGGAGGGGCCGCAGCGAGAUAAAGCGGAUCGAGAACCCCACGCAGCGGCAGUCCACCUUCUACAAGCGCAGGGACGGCCUCUUCAAGAAGGCUAGGGAGCUCUCCGUUCUGUGCGACGUGGACCUGCUGCUGCUCCUCUUCUCCACCUCCGGCAAGCUCUACCACUACCUCUCGCCCACCGUCCCCUCCGUCAAGGACCUGGUCGAGAGGUACGAGGCCACGACGCACACCAAGGUCUGGACCGACAUCCGCCAGGAGCGGCGCGCGGAGCUGGAGAAGGCGGAGCAGAUGUGCGAGCUGAUGGAGAAGGAGCUGCGGGUCAUGACGGUGGACGACGGGGAGCAGUACACGGUGCCGUCGCUGGAGCUGCUGGAACACAGCCUGGAGGCGGCCGUGCGCAAGGUGCGCUCCGAGAAGGACCGCAAGAUCGGCGGCGAGAUCAACUACCUCGAGAACAUUAUCAGAGGACGCCACGAGGAGCGCUACGGGUUGUGCAACAAGCUUGCGCACUCUCAGGCAUCGAACAACGAGGGAGGAGGAGGGUCGACCCCACCAAGCAGCGGCCUGGAACUCAAACUGGGUCUCAACUGACGCUGGCUGGCUGGAAAGCUCGAGGACUAUGCUCUGUUCCUUGGGUACUGUACUCUGUAGGUUUUGGUUGAGUGGUUGUUGUCAGCAGUUGUCCUUAGAUCAAACAAGUCUCGAGUUUGAUGUGUUAAUGUACUCCAUUAUUC
Zea mays is the source of this 929-nucleotide messenger RNA. RefSeq lists its product as uncharacterized. The transcript is spliced from 6 exons. The coding region runs from base 193 to 786 and encodes 197 amino acids. Lineage: Eukaryota; Viridiplantae; Streptophyta; Magnoliopsida; Poales; Poaceae. Gene Ontology annotation, molecular function: DNA-binding transcription factor activity; DNA binding; protein dimerization activity. Gene Ontology annotation, cellular component: nucleus. The record is from RefSeq and is marked validated. Gene Ontology annotation, biological process: regulation of DNA-templated transcription.